AUGCUGCCCCUGCUGGCGCUCUCUCUCCUGCUGGCACUGCCCGGCGCCAGCCCCAAGGAGUGCUUCUUCUGCGAGGUGACGUCCUCCCGCCACUGCCCUAGCACCCGUAUGAGCUGUGCCCAGGAUGAGGAUUGCUUCGUGGGGCACGGGGCCGCCCUGGGCGUCUCCCUCAUCCAGACCAAGGGCUGCACCCGGGCCAUCCGUUGCGGCAAGGAGCACCCCGUCACCCACAUGGGGGUGACCUACAGCCUGGUCACCGUGUGCUGCAAGGGCAGCCUGUGUAACGGGGCCGGCGCCCGCCUGCGAGGGCCCAGCCUGGGUCUGCAGCUGGCGCUGGGCAUGGCCGUCCUGCUGCAGGCGCUGUGA
Molecule: messenger RNA, 366 nt
Organism: Gopherus flavomarginatus (Mexican gopher tortoise)
Lineage: Eukaryota; Metazoa; Chordata; Testudines; Testudinidae
Product: sperm acrosome membrane-associated protein 4-like
Exons: 1
Coding region: 1-366 (121 amino acids)
Source: RefSeq, a predicted model, not a curated record